This is a messenger RNA of Euleptes europaea (tarantolino), 3850 nucleotides long. It is a transcript of the gene SUCO, whose product is annotated as SUN domain containing ossification factor. Gene Ontology annotation, cellular component: membrane; cytoplasm. Bases 112 to 3831 code for a protein of 1239 amino acids. NCBI's taxonomy places the organism in Eukaryota, Metazoa, Chordata, Lepidosauria, Squamata, Sphaerodactylidae. The record is from RefSeq and is a predicted model, not a curated record. The transcript has 24 exons. Gene Ontology annotation, biological process: protein folding in endoplasmic reticulum; regulation of bone remodeling.
CGACCCGAAGGCGGCCCGGCUCCGCCCCGCCCCCCUAGCCUCAACGGCCGCAACCGUCGCCGGGAGGAUGCGCCGCCGCCCCCUGGCCCGAAGAGGUAGACGGGGGAGACGAUGAAGGAGCCGCCCCGACGGCUUCUGUUUUGGGCCUCCUGCUUGCUGCUCGGCUGCCUGCUCGGGCUUCCCUGCUGGCAUGUUUUUUGUAAAGAGAGCCCUUCCUCUGCAUCUAUGUAUUCACCAAACGAGAACUAUCCCUUGGCAAGCAUGGAAGAAAACAUCCAGGAAAAGGAGGAGAUGGAUGGAUACAUUGGAGUGCUGCCUUUAGAACACGACGAAUCCAUUAUGAGAGGUGAUCCGGAAGAAGAAUGUUUGGUUGACUGCACAAAGCAAAAACAGACCAUGGAAAUGGGAGAAUUAAGAACGCCUGAAGAUGAGACUCAGCCUUCAGUGGAUUUAGAUGAAGCUUCUUCUAGCAUAAUUGCUACAACCGAGAAGACGUCUAGUACACCUACCUCAGAGAUCUUGCCAGUCUCUCAGCCUAGUGCAAUAGAAAAUUCCAGUGCUGAUAACCCUGUCGUCGCCUCUGCUGAAGCUGAACAGGCAGAACCUAACUGUGAGAUUGGAGGGGCACUUGAAGCCGACAACGCUCCGAAUGAGCCUUCCUCUCUCGUUGCUUCACCAGAGAGCCUUGUAGGUCAACAUAUAGAAAACAUCUCCUCGCGUACUAAAGGGGAAAUGACUAAACCGGGAUUUGAGCCGGAGCUUGCUGCCGCUGAGCAGAAGACAGAUCCAAAGUCAGCACUGAAUGCUUCGGGCAACAUAAGAGGGGACAGAAAAGUGGGAGAAAUUGACCCAACUUCUGUGAUAACUCCAAAGGACCCAGGAGAUAUUCCCACAUUUGAUGAAUGGAAGAAGCAGGUUAUGGAAGUGGAAAAAGAAAAGAGUCAGGCAAUGCAUCCAUCCUCCAAUGGAGGUCAACAUCCUACAAAAAAGGUCCAGAAAAACAGAAAUAACUAUGCCUCAGUGGAGUGUGGUGCCAAAAUAUUGGCAGCUAAUCCAGAAGCAAAGAGUACAUCAGCUAUACUAAUGGAGAAUAUGGACCUCUACAUGCUGAAUCCAUGCAGUACUAAAAUCUGGUUCGUUGUGGAGCUGUGUGAGCCGAUUCAGGUGAAGCAGCUGGACAUUGCCAACCAUGAAUUAUUCUCAUCCACUCCCAAGGACUUUUUGGUGUCUAUCAGUGACAGAUACCCAACAAAUAAAUGGGUCAAGCUGGGCACUUUUCAUGCUCGAGACGAGAGGAAUGUCCAGAGUUUUCCUCUGGAUGAACAGAUGUAUGCAAAAUAUGUAAAGAUGUUCAUCAAGUACAUAAAGGUAGAGUUGGUGUCGCAUUUUGGAUCGGAACACUUCUGCCCUUUAAGCCUUAUAAGGGUGUUUGGCACUAGUAUGGUUGAAGAAUAUGAAGAAAUAGCUGACUCUCAGUACCAGUCUGAAAGACCAGAGCUUUAUGAUGAAGAUUAUGACUAUCAUUUGGACUACAAUGUGGGUGAAGACAAACCUUCAAAGAAUCUAAUUGGUUCUGCCACAAAUGCCAUUUUAAAUAUGGUGAAUAUUGCUGCUAAUAUCCUUGGAGCAAAAACCGAAGAGCAGUCUACUGAUCAAGGAAAUGAAAGCAUCCCUGAAAGUGUCCCUGAAAACGCAACUACCUCUUCCAGUGUGGCACCACAUCUGUUGGAGCCAACUACCACUCCUUCUUUAGAGCUUGUUGCCUCCGAGAUACCACAAACGGAGCAGGAGCAGGUGGUCGUAGAUGUGACGAAAGACAACCCAAUUGUUCAGCUAGUCCAGGAAUACGAAGAGGAAGCGAGUCGAUCCACCGUGACCCUGCUACCCAGUGACGAACAAGAAGAAGAAAUGUCGUGGUUCGAAUCAGAAACGCAGACCUAUUGUUACGAACUGAUGACCGUCUGUUGCAUUUCCACCUUUUCGGAAUAUCUGUACAAGCGUUGUUCGGGGAUCGCAGCGCUCCAUCGGUACCGCAGCAAAAAAGAUAGUAGUUGGGACAAAUCCUAUUCUGCCAUUUUCCAGCCCCAGCUAGUUCCGACCAAAUCUUUGCCCGUAUCGGUACAUGAGCCUCAUCACGAUAAAUUGGACACCCUUAUUCCAGAGCCACCUGAAACUGUUACAGGCAUCUUAAGCAAUGUGUGGACCGAGCCUGUGAUUAAUCAGACAGAGGGAACCUUUGAACUGGAACCCAGUCGUCCGCAGACGGUCUCUCAGUCCGUCCUCUUGGAUGUCACCACAGGAGCCAAGUCACAGUCUACAACGAAUGUGUCCUCUGAGCCCACAAAACAUGAAGCUAUGUCUGAAGCUCCCGAGGCUCCUCCCCAGGAGGAAAUUCCUGCUGAAAAAGAUGAAGUCGUCGGGUCCGUCACAGAAAAACUGCCUGGCACCAGUGUGGGAACUGAAGUCAAAGAGACUGGAGAAGAGAGGAUCUCUACUGAAACAGUCUCAAAGCCAACAGAGACUGUUACACAGUCGGAAUGUACCGGAGCCAUCGAAAGCAGCGACGGGGAAACAAAGGCAGGUCUCCAGGAAACAGAAAAACAAGCGGCGGCGCCUGCUGUAGAGUCAUCAUCGUUGGAAAUAAAAGACGAUGACACGGUGGUCGAGGAACCAUUUCUCUCUCUUCCCGUUUCUGGCGGAUUACCCCGAACUGCUACAGACUUUUAUGCUGAACUGCAGAAUUCUACAGACUUGAAUUAUGCCAAUGGGAACCUUGUUCAUGGAUCAAACCAAAAAGAGUCUGUCUUUAUGAGACUCAACAAUCGCAUUAAAGCCCUGGAAGUAAACAUGUCUCUCAGCAGCCGCUAUUUGGAAGAACUUAGCCAAAGAUACCGCAAGCAAAUGGACGAAAUGCAGAAGGCUUUUAAUAAAACAAUAAUAAAACUGCAGAAUACUUCGCGCCUGGCAGAACAGCAGGAUUUGAAGCAGACAGAGGCCAUUCAACUUCUGCAGGCACAGCUGACCAAUAUGACACAGCUAGUUUCCAAUCUGUCAUCAACUGUGGCCGAACUAAAAAGAGAGGUUUCUGACCGCCAGAGCUACCUUGUCAUUUGCUUGGUGCUCAGUGCCAUCCUGGGCUUCAUGCUUUGUGUCCAGCGCUGCAAAAACAGGUCGGAGUUGAACGACAACUACGGCUCCAGGCUUCUCAAAAGUAAUCACUAUCCCAGCCCGAAAAGGUGUUUUUCUUCCUACGAUGACAUGAACUUGAAAAGAAGAACCUCCUUUCCCCUCACCAGGUCUCAGUCCUUUCAGCUGAACAGCAAGGAAGUGGACCCGGAGGAUCUGUACAUUGUAGAACCGUUGAAGUUUUCGCCAGAGAAAAAGAAGAAACGCUGCAAAUACAAAACUGAAAAAAUUGAAACUGUCAAACCAGCAGUGGAGCCUGUGCAUCCAGUAGCUAACGGGGAAAUAAAAAGCAGGAAGCCCUUUACAAAUCAGAGGGACUUCUCCAACAUCGGCGACGUGUACCACUCUUCGUACAAGGGUCCCCCGUCCGAAGGGAGCUCCGAGACCUCCUCGCAGUCUGAAGAGUCCUACUUUUGCGGCAUCUCCGCCUGCACGAGUCUGUGCAACGGACAACUCCAAAAGACAAAAACGGAGAAGCGGGCUCUGAAGCGAAGGCGGGCUAAAGCCCCAGAGCAGGGCAAGCUCAUAAAAACAUUGAUACAGACUAAGACGGGGUCCUUGCCGAGCCUGCAUGAUAUCAUCAAAGGAAACAAGGAUCUGACCGUGGGAACACUUGGUGUCACAGCCGUUUCUGGGCAUCUUUAAAAACGAAUUGAACUCUUCG